AUGGCGGCAAAUGCCAGAUAUGAGCCGGCUCCUCAGCGAGACUCGUUUGAGGAUCACCAAUACUCCCAGGCCCCGCCUUCUUAUCAGGCUACUGCGGAGCCUGCGCCUCGCAGCGAAGAUGACAACGUCCCGGAUGACUUCAAGUUCGGCGGCACCGUCGCGGAGGGCACUCUGCCCAUCCGUAUGCAGUUCAUCCGCAAGGUCUACGCAAUUCUUACUGUCCAGCUACUCGCAACUGCAAUCAUGAGCUCCAUCUCUUUCUUCAGCGAUAGCUACCGCACCUGGAUCCAGUCCAACGUCUGGGUCAUGUUUGUAUCCCUCUUCGGCGCUCUCGGCCUCAUGCUCGUGACAUUCUGGAAGCGCAAGAGUUAUCCCACGAACCUCUUGUUCCUCUCUGGAUUUACCCUUCUCGAAGCGUACGCCAUCAGUGUGGUGACAUCAUUCUACGAAUCCCGAAUUGUGCUCCAGGCCCUCAUCUUGACCCUGGGCUUGUUCGUAGGCCUCACACUUUUUGCAUGCCAAACCAAGUAUGACUUCACCAACUGGAUGCCCUACCUCUUUGGUGCCCUUUGGUUCCUGAUCCUAUUUGGAUUCGUGGCCAUGUUCGUUCCCCACAGCAGCACCUUGGAGCUUGUCUACGGCGGCUUGGGCGCCUUGAUCUUCUCGGGCUAUAUUCUGGUCGACACCCAGCUUAUUAUGCGCCACUACCAUGUUGAGGAGGAGAUUGCGGCUUCUAUCUCUCUUUACCUUGAUGUUCUCAACUUGUUCUUGUCUAUCCUGCGGAUCCUCAACAGCCAAAACAACAACUAA
Messenger RNA from Aspergillus puulaauensis, 810 nucleotides. RefSeq names its product Bax inhibitor-1 family protein. NCBI's taxonomy places the organism in Eukaryota, Fungi, Ascomycota, Eurotiomycetes, Eurotiales, Aspergillaceae. The record is from RefSeq and is a predicted model, not a curated record. Gene Ontology annotation, cellular component: membrane. The coding region runs from base 1 to 810 and encodes 269 amino acids. The transcript is spliced from 3 exons.